This is a messenger RNA of Guyanagaster necrorhizus, 970 nucleotides long. RefSeq lists its product as uncharacterized. NCBI's taxonomy places the organism in Eukaryota, Fungi, Basidiomycota, Agaricomycetes, Agaricales, Physalacriaceae. The record is from RefSeq and is a predicted model, not a curated record. The coding region runs from base 74 to 820 and encodes 248 amino acids. The transcript is spliced from 3 exons.
UGUGGCUAACGUUGAAGACUUGUUCCCGACUAGCUGUAUGACAUAACGCUGCGUUUCUCCCGCUCGUGCCAAAAUGGUUCAAAUAGAGGUCGAUAUGUUUCUGCCGGGUGUCUCCCACUCCAUGUCCAAGUUCAAUACGUCCUCCAAGCGGGCCCGCCCCACUGAGGAAGACAGCCCUCCCAGUCGGCCUACUAAACGCCUUACUCUCGCUUCGGGAGAGGCACUUCCUUCGCCACUGUUUUCGAAUUCACUCCCCACCAGUGGCAGCAGUAGUCGGUACUCCUCUGAAGAUUGGGUACAGCAGGCUGACGGCUUGAGCGUCGCAACACCAGGAGAAUAUGCACCAGACUCAGACGGCAACUCGGAUACCAUGGACUUGGAUGAUGAAUCUUUUGCCCUUUCUCGUGGCCCAGAGAGACCCGUACUAUUACCUCUGCAAACAACGUUUCCCAGCACAUCUCAUAGGUACGACGCCUUCGCAGCACACCGCCAGUCACCGCAGAAUUUAUCACCGUCGUUCACCGACGCCAAUGCAUCGCAACCACUCAUAAACCAUGCUCAGGGCUCGUCUCCACUUUCAAUUGAUAUCACGCCACCCACCCCCGAGACAGUAAGAGUCGACGGCGGUAUUGUUGAUGUGACAAGGUCUCGCACACCAGUCUCAGACAGUCCUACGCCCCUGAAUAUCCCCAUGGAUUCUGGAGGACCGAGAUCAGGCAUCCUGUCUCCCACCAAAAAGCUACGCAUUUCUAUGGGUCCACGUUUAGAUUGCGAAAAGUGUCGACUUGGUGUGAAGGGACAUUGGAUGCAUUUAUAUUAAGCGAUUAUGAAUUUAUGGACCGUUAAAUAAUCUUUGUACACUUCUCCGUCUACCUUAUGAUUCCAUGUACCCAUCUGUAUACGGGUAGAUUUAUUUUGACCGUAACGUCAACGGUAAUGAGCAUUUAAAUAAAUAAUGAUUCCUUAUGGC